Exophiala bonariae is the source of this 690-nucleotide messenger RNA. RefSeq lists its product as uncharacterized. The coding region runs from base 1 to 690 and encodes 229 amino acids. The record is from RefSeq and is a predicted model, not a curated record. The transcript is spliced from 2 exons. Lineage: Eukaryota; Fungi; Ascomycota; Eurotiomycetes; Chaetothyriales; Herpotrichiellaceae.
AUGGUCUCAACCAGAGCGACAACCAACGGUAGCACCACGAGUGCCAAAAAGGCCUCGUCCCGACAUGGGGCGUCGAACCCACGUUUCCGACACAAGAUCCCGCCGAUGUUCAUCAUCUGGCUGACGAUCUCGCUGCCGCUCGUGAUGUGGGACACGGGCUACAUCUUCCUGCGGCCACACUCGAUGCCCGGCGGGAAAUACCACGUGCCGAUCUGGAAACCCUACGCUCUGUACGGAAGCGUCGACUACGUCUACGGCUGGCCCGCGUGGGACAGCCAUAGCGGGUUCACCGCUGCACAGGCGUCCCUAAAUGUCGCCGAGACCCUCAUGUACCUCUACUACAUGGUCGUGGUGUGGGGCUCCGAGGCCAAGGCCUUGUAUGGCUUUGAGUCGGUCGGGACUCUGUUCUAUGGAAACCAUGAGAAGGUGGUUGUUGGGGAGGGCAUGGCCAAGGCCGUGUUGGUACUUUUCUCGGCGUUGGUCAUGACUAUCAGCAAGACUGUUUUAUACUGGUUGAACGAAUAUUUCUCCGGAUUUGCGGGCAUCGGUCACAAUAGUGCUUGGAAUUUGUUCUGGCUGUGGAUUUUGCCCAACGGUCUUUGGCUCAUCUUUCCAACAUACAUGUUGGUCUUAUUGGGCAAUGAGCUGGUUGCUGGUUUGGAUGGUGGCCCUGACGAAAAGGAAGAAUGA